Messenger RNA from Durusdinium trenchii, 341 nucleotides. The record is from the annotation of a GenBank genome assembly. Lineage: Eukaryota; Dinophyceae; Suessiales; Symbiodiniaceae.
AUGAAUGUCUGGGACAGUGAGGUCUCGGACAUGAAUGUCUGGGCCAGUGAGGUCUCGGACAUUCGUGUCUCGGACAGUGAGGUCUCGGACAUUGAUGUCUCGGAGAGUGAUGUCUUGGACAUUAGUGUCUCGGACAUCAAUGUCUCGGACAGGGGGGUCUCGGACAUUCAUAGCUUGGACAGUGAGGUCUUGGACAGUCAUGUCUCGGACGCUGAGGUCUCGGACAUUGCAAUGUCUCGGACCAGGGAGCUCUCGGACAUUCGUGUCUUGGGCAGUGAGGUCUCGGACAUUCAUGUCUUGGACAGUAAGGUCUCGGACAGGGAGGUCUCGGACAUUUUGAG